Messenger RNA from Micropterus salmoides (largemouth bass), 1017 nucleotides. Its product is annotated as RING-type E3 ubiquitin-protein ligase PPIL2-like. The transcript has 12 exons. Lineage: Eukaryota; Metazoa; Chordata; Actinopteri; Centrarchiformes; Centrarchidae. Gene Ontology annotation, biological process: protein ubiquitination. The record is from RefSeq and is a predicted model, not a curated record. Gene Ontology annotation, molecular function: ubiquitin protein ligase activity. Gene Ontology annotation, cellular component: nucleus. The coding region runs from base 127 to 1017 and encodes 296 amino acids.
GUUAAUGAUGCCAACGACAAAGAACAUAAACAGGAAGUCACGAGAGACGCACUGGUUGUGUGAUUUUGUCGGCAAAUUCCGUCGUUUUAUAGUAAAUAAUCUUUUAGACCUGCACAAAAACUCAAGAUGGGGAAGCGACAGCACCAAAAAGAUAAAAUGUACAUCACAUGUUCAGAGUACACAAACUUUUAUGGAGGAAAGCGAACAGAAAUCCCACAGGCAAACUUCAGACGGCUUCCAUUUGACCACUGCAGCUUGUCCCUUCAGCCGUUUGAGUAUCCUGUCUGUACUGAAGAGGGAGUUGUCUUUGACCUGCUGAGCAUCGUCCCAUGGAUCAAGAAGUAUGGUACUAAUCCGACCACUGGAGAGAAACUGGAAGCAAAGUCCCUCAUCAAACUUAACUUUGCCAAGAACAACGAUGGGAAGUAUCACUGCCCUGUUCUGUACAACGUCUUCACAAAUAAUUCUCACAUUGUUGCCAACAAGGUCACCGGCAACGUUUUUUCUCAUGAGGCUGUUGAGCAACUCAACAUUAAGACCAAAAGUUUUAAAGAUCUGCUGACAGACGAACCCUUUACUAGAAAGGACAUCAUAACACUUCAGGAUCCCACAAACCUGGAUAAAUUCAAUGUUUCCAACUUCUUCCAUGUAAAAAACAACCUGAAGGUGUUGGAUCCUGAGGAGGAAAAGGCCAAGCAGCAACCGGGGUACCACCUGAAGACAACCAACCUGGAGACCAGGGAGACCUUAGCGGAGCUGUACAAAGACUACAAGGGGGAUCAGCUCCUGGCGUCCACUAUGAAGGAACCAGAGGCCAAGAAGACAGACAAAUUAAACGCAGCCCACUACUCCACAGGCAGAGUUUCCGCCUCCUUUACAUCCACAGCCAUGACUCCUGCAACAACACACGAAGCAGAGGCCAUCACAGACGACAUUGUGCGUUACCAGUAUGUGAAGAAAAAAGGCUACGUCCGUCUACACACAAACAAGGGAGACCUGAAUGUUGUUGCACUGUGA